AAGUACAAUUUUACCCUAGCGAAGAAAAUAAAUCAGUCAAAUAUUCCUGACAGAUACCAUCAGAUUCCAGUCUUUUUACAUAAAAAUAGUUUCUUUCGACUUUAUAGGUGAAAAAAUAAUUAUCAAGAUGUGGGUGGAGAUUGUGUUGUUGUUUGUGUUGGUGUUGGUGUACGCGGUGCUGAGGGACAGGCGCCCUCGCACCCUCCCGCCUGGUCCCGCGGAGAUCCCGUUUUUUGGGCGACUACCAUUUUUCGAUGAAAAAACUGGCGAAAAUUUACGGAAAAACUACGGUGAUAUCGUCACGUAUCGCACUGGGACGUUACGCUCGGUGUUCCUGUUCGACUACGACACCGCUAAGGAGGCCUUGGCACGACUGGAGUUCGCCGACCGGCCGAGUUUUUUCUCCACUCUCAGCUUAGACGAUGAAAAAACUGGAGGUUUGGUUGGCAGCAACGGUGUACAAUGGCAGCACGAUCGUCGAUUUGUGCUGCGCAACCUCCGCAACCUCGGUAUGGGUAGGAGUUACCUGGAGGAGGCCAUCAACAUCGAAGCCAAGGCGCUGGUGGAAGACCUCAAGAAGUACGGCGGUGAAGCCAUCAACUACCCCGACAGCUUCAGGACUGUGGCGCUCAACAUCAUCUGGCAGAUGGUGGCUAGCACUCGCUACGAUCUGCGCUCCAGUGAAGUCGACACCAUUUACCGCCUCACAAAACAAUUUCAGAGAAACUUUUCCGUGUUAUCGUUACUUCCGUUUUUUAUUCCUGCGUUGAGUCGUCUGCCAAAUCCAAUUAAAAAUUAUCUUUUUGAAGCAGACAUGUUUAAAGUGUUCAUACAGGAAAUGAGAAACGUCGUUAACGGAGCCGUGGACAAGCACCUGGAGGACUAUGACCCCGACAACCCCCGGGACCUCAUAGACGAGUACAUCAAAGACAUGAAGGAGAACGAGGGCGACAACAACUCCCUCUUCAGAAGAGGAGCUUUGAAUCAAAUCGUCAACGACCUCUUCGGCGCGGGCUCUGACACGGUAAAUAAUCAGCUGAAGUGGAUGGCCUACCUGCUCGCCCGGUAUCCAGAGUACGCAACGAUGAUGCAGCAGCAAAUAGACGCCGUCGUGCCCAGGGACCGCAUGGUGUCGCUCGAUGAUAAGCCGGGCUUACCAUUGGUUGAGGCCUUCACAGUUGAAGUUUUGCGGUACUCUUCUAUGCUGGUGUUUAACGUUCAGAGGUCCGCCAUCCGCGAUGCAGAAAUCAACGGUUACCUCAUUCCCAAGGGCACAAUGGUGAUUGUGGCGAACUACUCCAUCCACCACGACCCGCGGUACUGGGACGACCCCCACAAGUUCUACCCUGAACGAUUCCUGGACGACAGCGCCACCAAGUACACUGCCCCCAAGCAGGCCUUCUUUGCCUUCGGAUCAGGUCGGCGUCAGUGCGUGGGGGAGCUGCUGGCCCGCAUGGAGUUGUUCCUCUUCACCGCCGCCAUCAUCCAGCACUUCGACGUGCUCCCUGCGGACGGAGUUGACCUCAGCCUGGAAGAUUGUGAAAACUUGGGCGGUCUUCGUGUGCCAGCCGACAAAAAACUUAUUUACAAACCGCGGAACUAACAAU
Messenger RNA from Hyalella azteca, 1607 nucleotides. Its product is annotated as cytochrome P450 2L1-like. Bases 128 to 1603 code for a protein of 491 amino acids. The transcript has 11 exons. Gene Ontology annotation, molecular function: monooxygenase activity; oxidoreductase activity, acting on paired donors, with incorporation or reduction of molecular oxygen; iron ion binding. NCBI's taxonomy places the organism in Eukaryota, Metazoa, Arthropoda, Malacostraca, Amphipoda, Hyalellidae. The record is from RefSeq and is a predicted model, not a curated record.